Lactuca saligna is the source of this 444-nucleotide messenger RNA. The record is from the annotation of a GenBank genome assembly. Lineage: Eukaryota; Viridiplantae; Streptophyta; Magnoliopsida; Asterales; Asteraceae.
AUGCUCUCCGUUUACAGGCAUCAUAACAUCAUUACCCUCUUAGGUUUUUGUGAUGAGAUGAGCGAGAAGAUCCUUGUGUAUGAUUAUGUGUCUAACAAAAGUCUCGAUUUACAUCUCAACAACAACGAUCUAACUUGGGUUCGACGACUUACAAUAUGCAUUGGGGCUGCUCGUGGACUGGCAUACCUUCACAAUCCUGCUAACACCCAUCAAAGAGUAUUGCACCGAGACAUAAAAAGUUCCAAUGUCUUAUUAGAUGAAAAUUGGAAUGCAAAGAUCGCUGAUUUUGGCUUAUCAAAAUUUGGUCCUGCUAACCAGCAAUACACGUUCAUUGUCUCCAAUAAUGUUGGAGGCACCAUUGGUUAUUGUGAUCCGUUGUAUUUAGAAUCGGGGGUUACUAACAAAGGAGUCAGAUGUUUACUCUUUUGGUGUAGUGUUGUUUGA